Messenger RNA from Colletotrichum godetiae, 3609 nucleotides. Its product is annotated as PGAP1-like protein-domain-containing protein. Gene Ontology annotation, biological process: endoplasmic reticulum to Golgi vesicle-mediated transport; GPI anchor metabolic process. The record is from RefSeq and is a predicted model, not a curated record. The transcript is spliced from 2 exons. Gene Ontology annotation, cellular component: endoplasmic reticulum. Bases 1 to 3609 code for a protein of 1202 amino acids. Lineage: Eukaryota; Fungi; Ascomycota; Sordariomycetes; Glomerellales; Glomerellaceae. Gene Ontology annotation, molecular function: phosphatidylinositol deacylase activity.
AUGAAGAGGCGCUCGUCGGGUUCGACCGACGACAGCGACGAACCUCUUGCCGAUCCUCCUGUUAUUCAGCAGCCCGCCCGAAGUCGCAAUUCUGCACAUCUUUCUAAGCAACCCGCUGCCGUUACUGUCACCGCUGGAGCCGCAUCUAAACCGUCAUACGCACGGAGUAGACGGUCAAAUAAUCCCAAUUGGAAGCUCGAACAUGGCCCCAAUGCGAAUCCGAUCCUCGACAGCAACCUCAUAACAGCCUCGCCAUCGUCACCCCUCUCAGCUCCAUCCCUGGCCGCGCCAUCGCCAGCCUACCGAAACCAGACGCACCAGCUGCCGAACCACCAACACCACCACCACUCCCGAAGCGUCGCCGACGAAUUACAACCUGCCCGGAACGACGACAAGUACUUCGACAGCGACAUCGACGACGGCGACGGUCUCGACGACGGCAUCGUAGACACUCGGCGAGAAGACCAAACCACCAUGACCGUAGAGAAGAUGCCCGAUGUGCGCUUCGCCAGUCGCCGCUCUCGAUUCCGUAGUCCUUGGACCGUUACCAUAUUCACGCUGGCUGUCACCGUUCUUGGAAUUACUCUGCUAUGCGCUAUAUUGAACUCGUCAUGGACUCGCCAGCUCGAUGCCAAGGGAUGCCGCAUGUCGUACAUGCGACCUUCCUACAUUCGUCUUCGUGACUUCGAUACCGAACACACCCGGUUUGCGACCAAAUACUCGCUAUACCUGUAUCGUGAACAGGGCGUUGACGACGAAAGAAAGCUGAGAGGCGUUCCCGUACUCUUCAUCCCAGGUAAUGCCGGAAGCUACAAACAAGUUCGACCCAUAGCCGCUGAAGCUGCAAAUUACUACCAUGAAUCUCUUCAACACGAUGAGGCUGCUAUCGCGGCCGGCGCCAGGAACCUCGACUUCUUUACCGUCGACUUCAACGAGGACAUCACCGCCUUCCACGGCCAGACCAUGCUGGACCAGGCCGAGUACUUGAACGAAGCCAUCAGGUACAUCUUGUCGCUUUACAUGGACCCGCGCAUGUCAGCUCGGGACCAGGACUUGCCAGAUCCAACUUCUGUCUUGGUUCUUGGUCAUUCGAUGGGCGGCAUCGUCGCGCGCACCAUGCUCAUCAUGCCGAACUACCAGUCCAACUCGAUCAACACCAUUAUAACCAUGUCUGCACCCCACUCGCGUCCUCCUGUCACCUUUGACGGACAGAUUGUCAAGAUAUACGACGAUAUCAACGACUACUGGCGUCAUGCAUACUCACAGAAAUGGGCCAACAACAACCCUUUGUGGCAUGUUACUCUUGUCUCAAUCGCUGGAGGUGGCUUAGACACUGUCGUUCCGUCCGACUACGCAAGCAUCGAGCCGAUAAUCCCCGAGACACAUGGCUUCACUGUCUUCACCACCGGAAUCCCAGGUGUUUGGACUAGUAUGGAUCACCAGGCCAUUCUAUGGUGCGAUCAAUUUCGGAAAGUUGUUUCUCGCGCCAUGUACGACGUAGUUGAUGUCCACAGGUCUUCACAGACCAAGCCCAGGGCUGAGAGAAUGCGCGUUUUCAAGAAGUACUUCCUUACUGGCAUGGAGUCUAUCGCCGAGCAGACUAUGGCAGCCGAGGGGCCAAAUACACUGCUGACACUCGAGGACAAUUCAAACGCCAUCAAGGCACAAGGCGAACGCCUAGUCCUGCGACAGCUGGGUCAUGACCCGAAAAUCACAGCUCAUCUGCUUCCAGUACCUCCCCAAGGAUCUCCUGAGGGAAAGCGCUUCACCCUCCUCACCGACAGCGCAUUAGACAAGCCAGGAGAACACGGAAAGCUCGAGGUCCUGCUUUGCAGCGUGUUCCCUCUGCAGCCUGGGCAGGCAGCGACGCUGUUUUCUACACACAUGGACCUGUCGGGCGACAGCACAGGGUCUACUAGGCUGGCUUGCAAGAGCGCUGCGUCCGACGCCAUUUUGCUUCCCCCUUCGACAAGGACGCUCCAUCAGCCCUUUGCCUUGGAGAACGAGCCAGUGACCAAGCCAUUCUCGUAUCUUCAGUUCGAUGUCGAGGAUAUUGCGGAUCACCAAUUUGUGGCCGUCAUAGACAAGGCUGUUAAGCCAAGUCAAAACUUUGUUGUAGCCGAAUUCAGCGACUAUUCGCAAUCACACAGAAGGCGCAACAUCAGCCUUAGACGAAUCCUCGCGUUUGGGAUGACGCUGCGGCUGCCCGCUAACCGUCCCUUGGUUGCCGAGAUUAACAUUCCCACCAUUCAAUCUAGUCUACUGGCAUAUAACUUGGAGAUAGGCAACCAGGCUUGCGGCUCAUCCUCUGGGCUAUUCUCACCUCUUAUACGGCAACACUUGGCUCAGCCAUACGAGUCUAAGUUUUUCGUCAACGCCAGACAUGCUAGCAUAAGUUUGCAUGGGGUAGCUCCGUUCGUUCCGCCACCUCUUAGACACAAACUUCAAGACGAACAGGGACUCAGUCUCCAGUUCUGGACCGAUCCAACGUGCGAAUCCGCCAUCCAAGUUACGCUCACGGUUGACGCGUUGGGUAGCUUGGGCAAGCUGUAUAUGCGUUAUCGGACCGUAUUUGCGGCCUUCCCAUUGCUCGUGGUGGCACUCGUUCUUCGCAAGCAGUUCCGGAUCUACGACACCACUGGAGCGUUCAUCUCUUUUUCGGAAAGCUUGGAUCUCUGCUUGCGGCAAUCACUACCACUGAUGUUUCUUUCCUUGACAUUCCUCUCCUUGUCAAUGACCGGAUCGUGGUCAUCUGGCCCUGGCGUGUUCUGGCACUGGCGCAACACGACUUCAGCAGAAGCCGACUUCCACAGCAACGACCUGCUUACAGGCACCCAGGACCCCUUCUUCUGGUUCCUCAUCCCUCUGAUCGGAGUCGUCUGUGUAGGAGUGUGCGCGUGCCUUCACUUUGUCACCCUGGCAUUGACGCAGGUUCUCGGUAUUCUCUACGCCUGGAUAGCUCUUCGACCAUUCGCAGCCGGGCGAGAUGAGCGCCGAAGGCCGCAGCUGCCCAUUUUCGUUGCGUCCUCGCCUCGACGUCGCAUGAUAACAACUGCCGUUCUGCUAUUCCUGGUAUCCACGUUCAUACCCUAUCAAUUUGCGUACUUGGUAGCGUGUCUCGUCCAGCUCUUCACCGUCGUUCGCGCUCAUCGGAUUGCCUCGGAGGUCAAGUCUGGGCUUACCCAAGAUUUCUACCACUACGCCCACUCCAUUCUGCUUCUCAUGCUCUGGGUCCUACCUAUUAACCUGCCCAUUCUGGCGGUGUGGAUCCGUAACCUUGCCGUCCACUGGCUUACGCCCUUCUCUUCGCACCACAACGUGCUAUCAAUUAUGCCGUUCAUAUUACUCGUGGAGAACUUGACCACGGGUAGGAUGGUCCCCAGAGUCACGGGCAGGAUGAGAUACCUCACGAGUGUACUGCUCUUUGGCACGGCCAUCUACGCUGCCGUCUAUGGUGUUUCUUACGCCUACAUGCUGCACUAUCUCGUCAACUUGAUAGCUGCCUGGCUGGUUAUUGUUCAUUCGACUACGGACAACUGGCCGCUCGCUGGGUUUAGUUCAAUAUUUGACGGUCAUCAAGAAGACCGUAAACGUAGUAAAACUCCAUGA